This is a messenger RNA of Humulus lupulus (European hop), 1311 nucleotides long. RefSeq names its product UPF0481 protein At3g47200-like. The record is from RefSeq and is a predicted model, not a curated record. The transcript has a single exon. Lineage: Eukaryota; Viridiplantae; Streptophyta; Magnoliopsida; Rosales; Cannabaceae. Bases 1 to 1311 code for a protein of 436 amino acids.
AUGAUGAAGAAUGGAGGAGGUGAUAUUAAGAUUAAUGUUGAUAUGCUGGCAACUGAACUGGAAAAGAUGAUAUCUGAUAACGUACCAAUACUACCAAAACGUAGUCCUAGUUGCAUCUUUCGAGUCCCAAACAUAUUGUCAAGGCAUAAUCCAAAAGCUUAUGAACCCAGUGGAUUUUCAAUUGGGCCAUUUCACUACAACAAACCAAAUUUGAAAGCCACACAGAAAAUCAAAAUGAGAUAUUUGCGUGAACUCAUCAUCUCCCGUUUUCCAAACACAAACCCUAAGACCAAAUUGAGAGAUCUUAUGGAAGCCAUUAGCAAGGUUCAAAAAGAGGCUCAUGAGUGCUACGAAGGAUCUAUCAAUGUGAGUAUGGAUGAAUUUGUCAAAAUUUUGGUACUUGAUGGGUGCUUCCUCAUUGAGUUGUUUCGCAAAUCCUCUAACAAAGAACUUAGAGGAAAAGAUGACCCCAUCUUUGGUGUGGGUUGCAUGAACACAAUGCUAGGGUAUGACUUGGUUUUGUUGGAAAACCAAAUACCUUGGCUGGUGCUUGAGUGUUUGUUUCACAACACCAUCAAUAAUCUUGAUGCAAAUCUCCCUUUGACUUCACUAGUCCUUAAUUUCUUUGGUAUCUCUAAAGAAGUAGGAGAUAAUUAUCAAAAUAAUCUUGAAUAUGGACACAAGCACAUUCUACAUCUGUUCAGAAACUUAUUUAUAUUGCCUUCUACUCUAGCAAAACAGAAGAGAGAUUUGAACUGUUCCACCAACGAUUGGCAAAUGAUGCCAUCAGCCACAAGUCUACACGAGGCAGGAAUUAAGUUUAAGAAGGCUACGAGUGGUACAUUCUCUAGUAUUUUGGAUAUUCAAUUCAAAAAUGGUGUCCUGGAAAUUCCACCAAUAUUCAUUCAAGAUGGCACAGAAUCUUUAUUUCGAAAUCUAAUAUGUUUGGAGCAGUGUCUCCCUCAUUGUGAAGAACUGAUCAGUUCUUACAUGGCAUUGUUUGACGGCCUUAUUAGUAAUGCCAAAGACAUGGAAAUAUUAAUAAAGAGUGAGAUCAUAAAAGAAUGGACGGGUACUAAAAAUACAACUAUAUUCUUCAACCAAAUUGUCAGUGAUACUAAUAUGUCUCAUUUCUAUUAUCUUGGUCUUGUCUUGGAAAUGAAUAAAUAUUGUGGACGCCGGUGGCUGAGAUAUCGAAGAGUGCUCAUGCGUGACUAUUUCAAACACCCGUGGACUCUCGUUUUAGUCUUGGUUUUUGCCAUCUUUCUCGUUCUUACUUUUUUACAGACUUUAUUUACCAUUAUUAAAUAG